Molecule: messenger RNA, 261 nt
Organism: Iphiclides podalirius (scarce swallowtail)
Lineage: Eukaryota; Metazoa; Arthropoda; Insecta; Lepidoptera; Papilionidae
Source: the annotation of a GenBank genome assembly
AUGCCCUUAGGAAAACCGUCUUUAGGCGCGAGCUCGCUGCCCGCGUGUGACUCGCACCAAACGCCCGCCCAGCGAAACGCCGUUGUCACCGCUCGGCGAUUGUCGCUCAAGGCGACACGUCCCACUUCCGAUGCCGCCGCUAUUAGUGGCCGUGACUGGCGGCUUUUACGCGAAAACAUUGUAUGGGAAUAUGUAAAAGCCAUUUCACGGCUCAUCGCAGAGUUUAGCACUCCGCAGCAGAAAUCAAAACUUAAUAGGACA